UUGGCUCCAGCGCUCCUUCAGCCAGGUUUUUUGUCGUUGAGGUAUACAGCUGCAUAGCAAUACGGGGCGAGCCAUGCAGGCUCUCGCGCUCUUCUUCCUGAUGUGGUUCACGGGAUCGCCCUGCGGACGUGGCGCGAGGGUGGGUUCGGCCGAUCUGAGUGCGUCCGGCUUAGACGGGACGGGGGACGAGCUUGGUGAGAUCGGCAUCGCGCAGAGCGCGCUUCAGAUGGCAUCCGGCAAUACGAGCGUCGCCGCUCAGUCUGAGGAUGAUCCAGCCGCAUCCCAGGACCCAUCUGGCACGGCGCUCCCGAACAAUUUGCUGGGCUCGUGCCCCAAGGACUCCAACGGCAUGGACAUCGAUGGCCAGUACUGCGACUCCGAGCAGCUCACGAAGUGCUGCGCGUCGAAGUGCCGAUACCGGACGACAGUGAGGCAGUCGACGUUCGGGUCCUCCGCCCCCGUCGAGGUGCCCAAGGCGGUGCCGAAGACGAUGUGCUUGCAAAGGGACGCCUUGUACAGGAACCCGGAGGCGAAGUACCAGAAGAAGUAAAAUGCUGUGGUGGUGGUGCCGUCAGCGGCGCGUCAUGUACACCAGCCUCAAGUGGCCGCGGGAGAGGACGCACCACGUAUCCAGGGCGACGCCCGAGAGGGUGAGGAGCACCGCUGGGCCGUAGUGUCACGUUGCGCCACCGAACAGGAUGCAGGAGAGGCCCAGGCCGUGGUUGUCCAAGGCCGUCGCGGAUAAGCUCCUCGAGGAGGGUCUGCACCCGUCGGUCGCCUGCUGCCGCCUGAACGUCUACCUGUCGCCCGACGGGGCCUGGAGCUGCAGGAAAGAGGCCAUGUCGCUCAACGAGGAGAUCGAGCAGAUCUCCCGUGGGCCUCUGGCGCACCGGUGGGAGAGCUUCGCCAGGGCCGUGAUGAGCAUGUACAACAGUGUCUCGAAGCUCGAGUCCAGAUUCGAGUGGCAGCCCGUGCUGAAUAAGGCGCCCCUGACCAAGGGUGAGAUAAAGGCCAAGCCGCUUGUGAUGAUGAUCGGCGGCUACUCGACUGGUAAGACAACAUUUAUCAAGAGCCUGCUCGGCAAGGAGUACCGCGGCUCGCACAUUGGGGUGGAGCCAACGACAGACACAUUCACAUACGUGGCAUAUGGGAAAGAGGAGAGAAUCACUCCUGGCGAGAUUGUAUCCGUGGACAGUGAGAAGGGCUUUGAAGGGUUGGCGCAGUUUGGGAAUGGCUUCUUGCACAGCUUCCGGGAGAGCAGAGUGGACAGUGAGGUUCUGAACAAUUUUGCGAUAUUGGAUACGCCUGGCGUCCUCUCGGGCGAGAAGCAGAACAGCCGCGACUAUGACUUCGAGAAAGUCAUCGCCUGGUUCGCCGACAGGGCCGACAUGAUCUUCCUCGCUUUCGACAUCCACAAGAUCGACAUCUCGGACGAGCUGAAGAGCGUCAUCCGGUGCGUCGGGUCGAACCAGCACAAGUUCCGCAUCCUGCUGAACAAGGCGGACUCGCUCGAACCUGCCACACUGAUGCGCUCGUACGGCGGCCUGAUGUACGGCCUCGGGCGCGUGUUCACCACGCCGGAACUGAAGCGGAUCUACGUGGGCUCCUUCCGCGACGAACCAUACGAUUCAAAGUCGGCAAUCUUGCACAGUAUCUUUGAAAGCGACAAGAGGCUGCUAGACGAGGAUAUGAAGCACCUGUCCGCAGAGUCCUCCAAGCAGAAGGUCAACUCGUUCAUCGCGCGUGUGAAGCUCCAGAAGGCCUUCGCGACCCUGCUGGACUACCUCCGGCAGCAGAUGCCCGCCAUGUGGGGCGCCGAGAAGAAGAAGCAGGAGCUGAUCGCGCGGCUGCCCCACAUCUAUGAUACAAUCGACGGGGUCAACGGCAUCUCAAAGGGAGACCUGCCCGAUGUGAGCAUGAUGCAGGAGAGGCUGCUGCAUCUGGAUUUCACGAAGAUCAACACGCUCAAGCAGGUGUGGAUACAGCGGGCGGACGCGGUGCUGGCUCGGAUGUCCGACCUGAGCGCCGCCGCGGUGGCGGCGUUCUCGUGAUCCACAGCUGGAAACGGGCGGAAGAUAAUAAUGCG
This is a messenger RNA of Prorocentrum cordatum, 2086 nucleotides long. The record is from the annotation of a GenBank genome assembly. NCBI's taxonomy places the organism in Eukaryota, Dinophyceae, Prorocentrales, Prorocentraceae.